AAAAAAAAAAAAUUUGUAAACAAAUAUUAAUCCUUUAUUUUGUUUGUUUACCAACUAUUUCACAAAUAACUUAAACUUAUGUAAAAUUUUAAUGACUUAUAUUUAACAAACGUUAACAUAUUAAAUUGAAUUUAAUCAUGGUCAAUCAGGAAGUACUUCGAGACUACUCAAGUUCAAUCAAAAACUUAAAAAGGGAAGCCGCUAACGCUGGUAUUAGUGAAGAAGAUUUCAAGAAAUUGUAUUUUGAAUCUCUCAAAACACUAGAAAAAAGUGAACGUCCCAGUUCAUUGACAAUUGUUAGAAACAAUAAACUUAAAAUAAUUAGCGUACUACUUUUGGUAUUUGCUUUAUUCAACUUCAAAUAUGUGUAUAGCAGUUUUGUGUGCAACUUACAAGAAUACAUAUAUCCAGGACUAAGGUUACUGAGAAAGAUCUCAAUACCAUUUAUUUCUUUGUUCCCUGCUUUAUCAGAAUACUACUAUGAAACUUGUUUAGUACAAAACCCAUUCUUCACUGUUGUCGAUAUGGAUUGUUGGCCAUGUAGUUCUAUCACUAAUAUUCAAGAGAUCUUUGAUCCAAAACCAGUCACUAAUCAGCACAUUGCUCCAUUUGUUUACCAGACUAGUCAAGAAAGAAUUUCAAUAAGUCUGCUUAAAAGUCUCUAUGAAAAAAAUAAAGAUAUUUUUGCUAAUGCAUCUCCAAAGAUUUUAUUAAAUAACAAGUUCUAUAUACAACCAGAAGAUAUGUUUGAUCUACAUGCAAAAGGGGAAAAAAAUAUUUAUGUGUGGAAAUUCAAUCGGAUGAAUGAAGCAAAAGUGUUACGACAACUUAUACCCCGACCGACAGUAGUACCAAAAUUUGGACAGAGCAUAGAGAGAUAUUUAAUAAUACAUACUAAUCAAGACUCAUAUAAAUUACCAGAUACUGAAUGUAAUUUCUCAUUCGUACUAUCAUUGAGUGGUGCAAGGACACUCUAUUUAAUACCAGCUGAAGAAUGCAAACAUCAAUGCAGGCAUUUGUCAAUUGAUUUAAAAGAAGGUUAUUUACUAUGGUACAAUUGGUGGUACUGGAGACCAAAAAUACAACCUACAGUUGACAAUACUACUUUCAUUGGCCAUAUAGGCUCAUAUUGCUAAUAAUAACAUUAAUGACUAAACCAAACCAACAUUUUGUGGAAUGUAAAGCAUGGCAAUACAUAAAUAAAAUAAAUAUCUUAGUCAAACUUUUCUCGAAGUUUGUCUUUUAAGAAUACUGGAAUCAAGGAAACUAGUGCAAAAACGCUGAGUACUGUUAUAGAUGUCCAUGACCAAGCAUCACUUGUAGAUGUCAGAGUAUGUAAGGUUUGUCCUGCUUGAAUUGCUACAAAUGAUGGUGGAGCCACACCUGUAAUUGAUUAGAAGCAAUUAGUGAACUACUGUAGUAGUAUUAUGAUUAAAAUAAUAUUUAAAAUAAUUCAUACCAAUAAAUGUUCCUAAUGCAAACGGCACCAAAGGCACCCCAAUCACUGGAGCAGACAUAUUUAUAAACCAGUUAGGCAAAAAAGGUGUGACUCUUAAAAAGACAAUAUAAUUGAGCAAAUUGUCCUUGUGUUUUGCCACUGCCUUUGACCACUCUGCUGCUCUUUCUGGGAAGAAUUUUCUAACAAGCUUCUUUCCAAGAAGAUUUGACAAGAAGAAACAUAGACUUGCACCAAUUGCCGAACAGCAACAAACUAAUACCAGUGCGAAAUAAAAAGGAAAAAGAAACCCUGAAAGUAUACUUAAAAAUAUAGAUCCAGGUAUUGCAAAUGUUUGCAAACUGACUGUUGCUAAGGACAUUAUUAAGAAGUGCAUUGAGUUGUUGUUACGUUCAUAUUAAUUUGAAAUGAGGUAUUUUACAUGAAAAUCCAUUCAAAAAUAUUUUUAAUAGAAAGCUUUUUGGUACUUUUUACAUUGCCAUCUAUAUCCAUAUUUUGAUUUGCGUACAUUUUCAAAGGAUACAAUAUAUAAACUAAAAAUACUCCAAAUAAUACUUCAUAAAAAUAUCUGUCUUUGUAUCUAUCCAGUACAAGACCCAACUGUUUAGCAUCCUCUAAGUCCCAUGGUAAAUGUAAAUGCUGUCGCUCAUGUCUGUAAGGAAAAAAGUUGUCAUUUUACUCACAUUAGCUUUAAUGUCACAUGUUACUGUAAACUUCUACUCUAACAAAAAUAAUAAACCAUUCUGUUACAGUAUUGUGUUUAUUAUGAAGCCUUUUGAGGACAGGGCUCAACAUUAAAGGUCUGAUAUAUGGUUGGAUUCCCAUGAAUUGAAGUUUAGACUGAACAUGUGAAUUGUAAUUAGUUAUCAUUUGUUAUAUAAACAAAUUAUUAUAUUAUAUAUAUAUAUUAUAUAAACAAAUCUGAACAUAUCAGAUUUGUUUAUAUAAUAUAACUGGCUGUUACCUGUGACUUCAUCUGUAUGAUGAAGGAAUUGUUUCCCUUGGAAAUAAGUUUUUUUUUUGGGAAAUAAGUUAUAAACCUACAUCUCUCCAGGCCAAUACUGAAUUAGUGAUAGUCAAUGUCUGUCAAUUCAUUAGAACAAAAAAAUACAUUCUUACUUUUAUAAUACUAAAUAAUUAGUCUUGCAAUAUUUAAUCAUGCAAAUGUGUAUUUAAGCUAUUCUUAUAAAAGAAAAUUCAACAUUAUCCUCAUGUUGAGAGAUAUAAUAUAACAAUGUAAAUAUAUUAUAAAUAAUUAUGAGAUGCAAAUUAUCAUAAUUGUAAUAUGUUUGUACUCUGCUUGGCAUGUAAAUAGAUAUUUUAGCCUUCUAGGACUACUUAUAUCUACAUAUUGUAAUUAACUUAUGGUAGAUUCUGUGAAGCACUGUUCUUGCUAGGGCUAGUGUUAGCAAAUUAUUUCAGAUUGAACCUGUGCGUUCUAUCCAUGUGUAACUGGAAUAUGCCCUUAGGCUACCAGCAAAUAGAUAGGGAAUAAAAAAAGAAUAAAAAUAAACAUGAUAUGACAAAAAAGUACUGCUAUUUAACAUUUGAUUGUGAAAAUAAUUAAAAAAAAUACCUCAAUGUUGCUUUAAUAAAAUUAUUAAUAGUGUAACCAGUUUAGAAAAAAAAAUGAUACAUUAGAUUUAUCAACAACAUCUAGAUGAAUAAUAUCAAUGUUAGAAUUCAUUUUUAAAAUAAAUAUUUUUAAACUAAAUAAACAAAUAAAUUGAA
Bombyx mori (domestic silkworm) is the source of this 3187-nucleotide messenger RNA. RefSeq lists its product as uncharacterized. NCBI's taxonomy places the organism in Eukaryota, Metazoa, Arthropoda, Insecta, Lepidoptera, Bombycidae. The record is from RefSeq and is a predicted model, not a curated record. The transcript is spliced from 5 exons. Bases 138 to 1136 code for a protein of 332 amino acids.